Molecule: messenger RNA, 387 nt
Organism: Trichoderma reesei QM6a
Lineage: Eukaryota; Fungi; Ascomycota; Sordariomycetes; Hypocreales; Hypocreaceae
Exons: 3
Coding region: 1-387 (128 amino acids)
Source: RefSeq, a predicted model, not a curated record
AUGACGCUCAAGAAGAUGGAAAAGGGCUGGUCCAUCGCGACGCGGUGCUCCGAGGAGAGGCUGCGGAGGGUCCACGGCUGGGACGAGGAGCAGCUCGAGGAUGCGGUCCGGAGGGGGCUGGUGCUGCUGGAGACGGUGUGCGUCUUUGUGCAUGGAUGCAUCAAACUGCCGGUCGAGUUUUGGAAGAUUUUGCACUUCGAGUACGGCAUCGUCGUUUAUCCUUCGGCGUUGACAGAGUGUAUGGCGCCGUCGGGCUUGGGGACGAGUCAGACGUUUGCGGAGAUUUACAGCUCUCAUAUUGUCAUGCUGUGGGAGCGCGAUUCCGAAUGUCCGCCGCGGUGUCCGUUUGAGUUUCUCACAGAACCCUUGCCGUUAUACGAGCAAUAA